Molecule: messenger RNA, 725 nt
Organism: Bradysia coprophila
Lineage: Eukaryota; Metazoa; Arthropoda; Insecta; Diptera; Sciaridae
Source: RefSeq, a predicted model, not a curated record
AGUCUGAUCCAUUUUCGUUUGAACAAAUCGCCAACGGCUACGCACCGACUGAGACAAAUUUUUUCGCUUUACCGGCUUUACCGAAUAACUACACUUUCGAGAUUCGCGGUUGGGGUUGUCUUGCGAUUGUGAAUGGAAAAGUUUCGAAUACCCCAGGAGAUCUGACAGCCACAUUACAUGACUUUCAUGGUCAUAAUAUUCUAGAGAUAAGGAAAGUUCGACAUUUCAUGAGGACAUUCCGUCAUCCCUUUAGCUUUUUCCGUCGAUCGAAUGAACUGAUGAAUAAUGUAUUCAAAUUCGAUGUGCAUGAAGGUGGAAAACGAAUCGGACAAAUAGUAUACGGAGUCAGAGAGCCAACGGAAACAUGCCUCAAAAUUUUUCAUGCUGAUAAUACAACACAGUUGGUUGUUAGAUCGCUGCGUAUGGGAGAAUUUUCCGUGUUUCGCGACGAGUCGUCACCAAGUCCACUAUGCAUUAUAAAUAGUAAUCCACUUGAGUUGGAUGUGCAUUCUUCGGAUGACUUCCGAUCGAAUAUUGAAUUCUAUUCUGAAGCAAAGAUUACAACAGAAGAACAAAAACUGUGUACUGGUGCAGCUUUUGCAAAUAAAAUUUGCGAAGUUCAACGUUCACAAUAUUUUGCCCAGCAGUUACUCAAAGAAGGCGGCAAUGCAAAUCCGCAAAAAAAGGCUGUAUGUCUUAAACUACUUUUUGAUUAUGAUGAAUAG